Messenger RNA from Folsomia candida, 635 nucleotides. RefSeq lists its product as uncharacterized. The transcript has 4 exons. The record is from RefSeq and is a predicted model, not a curated record. Lineage: Eukaryota; Metazoa; Arthropoda; Collembola; Entomobryomorpha; Isotomidae. Bases 95 to 583 code for a protein of 162 amino acids.
UCGCGUACGUGGGAAAGAACGAUCCGCGCAAAUUGUGAGGCCAAAUUUUUGCAUUUUUUAAAUAUCAUACCAGAAAGGUAUAGAAUUUGCCAAAAUGAAGCUAACCUGUUGCUGCAGUUUGGGCCAUGGAGCGCUUGCCAUUGGGAUUCUGCACAUUAUUGUCAAUAUCUUCUACCUUCUGAGGAAUUGUUUGAUGAUAUAUCUCAUCAUCCACCGUCCCGACCUCACGACCGUCUUAUGGAAAAUCUUCUUUUUCAUCACGACCAGUGUUGAGCUGAUUUCCUUGAUUUUGGGGUGCCUCAUGGUGCACGGAUAUCGUGUCCGGAAUCACUGCCUGAUCAAGCCCUGGCUGGUGUGGAGCUAUUUCCUUCUUGCCGUUACGAUUGUCUUUCUCGUGGCACUCGCAUUAGUAGGAAUAGCAAAUUCUAGAGGGAUAACUGUAAUGCUUUCGUUUUUCGCCAUUUCCGGAAGUUACCUGGCAUUGCAGUUCUACUUUAUUAUCGUCGUGACCACAUUUAUGGAUAAGUUGAAAGAAGAAGAAGAAAACCUGGGUGGGGGUGAAAAUGGGCUAGAGAAUUGUUAAACUUUGAUGGCUUUAUAGUUUUACAAUUUUUGCGGUGCUUGUUGAUAAAUAA